Molecule: messenger RNA, 5343 nt
Organism: Cherax quadricarinatus
Lineage: Eukaryota; Metazoa; Arthropoda; Malacostraca; Decapoda; Parastacidae
Source: RefSeq, a predicted model, not a curated record
CUUGCACUUACUUGUUUGGAUCUGGAUUUAGUGGUAUUUCACUGUUAUGUAAUUUGUUCUCUUGUCUCAGAUGGUAGAAUGUGGGUAGCGGGAGGCGGCCCAGCUGACAUUGUUACCGCUGCUUCUACUGCUACUGCUUCACAUACUCCUUUACUCGUCCCUCCUACUCCUCCUCCUCGCAGAUUUCUCGGCGAAAAUAACAAAAGUAGCAAGACGCCAUCAGAAACUUUAAGAUCCAUCGUCAUACUUGGUAUGGAGACGAUUCAAGAUGCCUCACCUCGAACACUUGCUCAGCCCCCUUCCUCUUCCUCACCACUACCAGUGUCUAAGCCUGACACGUCCUCUCCGCCUCUUGACCUUCCUCCAUCUCCUGAAUUUUAUCCAUCCUCAUCUCCUCCACCUCCGCCACCACCUCCUUCUUACCUUUUCCCUGAAUUGUCUUCGGAGGACCUUCCACCUCCACCUCCUGCCCAUAUGCUGGUGGAUGUAUCAACUCCGCCGCCUCCAUUGUACAUCUGUUGUUACGAUCCACCCUCUCCUGAAAUAAAGUCUGUGUAUGAUCCACAGCUUCCACCUGGAUUUUCUUCGAAGUCUCAACAGUUAACAUUUUCCCCUCUCCCUCCUCCUGUUCCCCCUCCUCCACGACCUUCGCCUCCCCCUCCCCCCACGCCACCAGUCCGUCAGGCAUCAAGCGAAAAUCUGGCGGUGCAUCUACAGCCUUCAGGUGAUAAGUUUGAUGAUUUAGACGUGAGUGAGUUUACAACAUGGAAAGGAUCUGAAAGUAAUAGAUCAUCUGAUGGUGAAUAUCACAAACACAUUGAAAACCGUACACCUGAUGACCGGUCACCCUCCAGUAUAAUGUCUUCAUCAACACUCACGGCAACUUUUCUUCAGACACCAGAAUCUGGGAUGUCUCCUCUGCCACCACACGCUCUCAGGGUCUCUCCUGUUCCCACUGAUGACAUCACGCCAUCAUCGCAGACUACUGAGAUCGAUGAUUUCACCAUGACCCCUACAUUCAGUGAUGUCACCUCUACACCUAACUUUUACGACAACAGUAAGACCUCAGCUCUUGACAUGGACACUCCUGAGGCCAUGCCACAACUCUCAGAAACCCCAGGAACUCCUGUUACUUCUCCGGCAUUCUUACUCUCUCUUGUACCUACUAAAAUUCAGCCAAAUACACUGCUACUACCUCCUCGUCUUUCAUCUCCAACGACUUCCGAAAUAUCACCACAUUCUUUAAGGAGCGAGUGCAGCUUACAGAGAUAUGAUAGUGAAUCAGAUAAAACCAACAAUGCACUUAGUGAAAGAUCAGAUUUUGAGACACUGGUUGGCCCGAACACAGCUACCACCACCACUGCCGGACAAGCCCAAAUUUUGUCCCCCGUGUCCACUGAACUUCCAUCUCUCUUUUCUCUUCCAACUGACAGUGAUACAAUCUCUGCUGAUUUUGACUACUCCUUCGCUGCUGAUACUUUGUCUCCGUCCGGCGAGUUUGACUCUUUUACACCUGAGGUGGAGACGUUCAGCAGUGACAAACUUGUGACAGCGACAACAGCAGACGUGCCCCACACUUCUCCCUCUCCGGGGUUCUCCGACACAGCUUAUGCCACGGCUGACAGCGCCCUAGGCUCAGCUACAAUGUCUCCAUCAUUUACUGAAUCUUGCACUAUUACUCCAUUGCCCGCUGACUAUUUCACACCCAUCUCUACAAACCCCUCUACAACACCCAUUCCAUCGCCCAUUGCUACUGAAGCUCUUAGCCCAAUACCAUCUUCACCUCUACCUUACUUUGAUGCAUACCCUCCUAUAGAACACAUGCCGCCAUCACCAUCGCCGACUCUGUGUUCUCCAUCCUCCAACAAGGAAACCACCAACAUAUCGGUAACGUCAUCGCAAGGUCUCCUUCACUGUGAAACCAGCAAUGAAGAGAGGUUAGUCAGAUAUCAGACUUCAGAAACUAUUGAAAGCGAGACCUUAUUACAGAGCUCACAGGUAAUGUUACUCUCGCCUUUAGCUACAUCUACCAUCACCACCCCACAACACACAGUAUUUCCCACAGAUACUCAGAACCCUGAUCUGGAGGUACCAGAUUUAAACGCUGAUGAACAACUUGCUGAGGAUAAAUCAGAUAAGAAUGAUGAACAUGAUUUGAAGGGUAUACAGGAGUCGGAGGAAAAGCAAAACUCCGAACUUGAUUAUACAGAUCAAAUGACAAUUAAACAAAGUGAAAAUGAAAUAACAGUGCUGCAAACAAAGAUAAGCUUGCAAAAAGACUCAGAUUAUGAACUGCUGCACAUGGAAAAUGAACCAAAUAUAGGGAACGUAAGCCAAAAGUUAAAGAACGCUUCAUUUGAAGAUAACGAUAGUUGCGAACAAAAUGUGCAGAAUCAACAAAUAAACAGAACAUGUGAGCAUCGGUUAAGCAGUGUUCAUUUGGAAAUAAAUGACAUGAUAAAUGGAAACAUGAGAAAAAAAACAGACAGCGAUGCAAUGAACAUACAAGACUCUGAGGUAACGAAAGAAAACGCAGAUUUCCAUGUCAAGACUGAAGAAGUUCCAUCUAAACAAAUGGACAUCAACCAAGAGAAAAUGUUCCAAGAUGAAUCCCAAGAAAGCACUCAGGAAAUUUAUGAAGUAAUGGAAGAUGUUAAUGGAAAUUUAAGUUACGUAUUGGAAGAUAAACUAAAAGCUACUGUAAGUAGCUGCGAGACAAAGGAAUCGAAUUUAGCUCAAGAAACAAAGGAUGAUAAAAAAUCUACUGAAGGUAUUCAGGAAACAGAGAAAAAGAAAUCUCUAAACCACCAGAAACACUGUCGAGAAUCUAUGUCAGUUCCUUCAUCACCUGUUCCGUACAUGAGUGCUAGUGUAGGUGGGAGCAUGUACCCGAGGAAAGACUGUCCAUCUUAUACACCUCGUCGUUUAGUAAGCUCUAGUGUACCUGCUUCUAAUAAAAUACAUAAGACCAGCUCACUUUCAGCUUCACCUGAGGAACCCCUGCAGCUCCUGAAUGCCGUUGUUGCAGAUUUAGAAAACAUUACUGCAGGCCUUCCAGCUUCAUGUCCGAAGCAGAUGAGACCUGCUAAUGUGAAUUGCGGUAAACUUAUAUAUGAGGAUAGUUGCGCUCAUACUGCAGAAAAAUCUCUACAGGUAAAUACAGUUUGCUUAGAUUCAGAAACCAGAGAAGCGUCUGUUAUUGAAAAUUUGAUACAGGAAGAUACAGAAUAUUUGUAUACAGAAUCUGAUACGAUAUCAAGGUCGGAAUCUUGUGCCCUUCAACAUCCUACCAGAUCAUUAGACAGAGAAGCAGAGGUUGAUGCUACAUACGACAGUAAUUUGGCAACUAAAAUUCCCAUUAUUAGCUCUCACGAAUUAUGUGAGGGAAAACACACCCGGAGGGAUGAUACCAAACACAAGCAAACGUGUGUAUCCUCAGUAACUAUAUGUUUGGUGGCUUCCCCACCUGAGAACUCGCUUGUUACACGAUCACCUCAGCCUCCACUUACAUCCAAAUCCUUGGAUGAUGCUCAUUCUGAUGUAAUAUCUGAGUUACAUUCAGAUAUGUUAACACAAUCCCCUGUCACUGCAGAUUCGUAUUGUAAUAGAAUACCUUGUGGUAGUACACAUAACGCCUCUGAUAUUAAUUUGUCUAGUGCAUGUAGUCGUGUCAAUGUUUCACCUGUCUCAUCAGCUCACUGUAAAGAUAACAUAGUGGCUUCUACUAAUACUGAUACCAAAGGCGAAAUUCAUACAGAAUAUAUGUCACUAAGUAGUGAUAAGUUGCCAGAGGUUGGAACCAUGCAGAAAGAUGAAGUUAAUGUACCUUCAUUUACUGAUCAUAAACAUUUUGUUGAAACCAGUACAGGAGAAAAUGUUAAAGUUUUAGAUCUUGAGACUCACGUUCAUGAAGCUUAUUCUCCCACUCAAUCAUCUUUGGUAAGAACUUGUUUUGAAUAUACUCCUGAAAGUCAUCUUUGUAGUGAAAAUAGUAAUUUAGAAAUCCAUUCAGUCAUCGAUGAUACCAAAUCUCAAAUAAGCAAUGAUUGCCAUGCCUCACAGUCUUCUUCCCCAUUUGGCAGCAUCGUGGAAGAUGUUGCUUCACCUUGGCCAGUCACCCGCGCCAGAUCUCCCCCUCCACCACCACCUCGUUCUGGUAUCAACACACCCAGACCAGCUACGGCAGCUCCUUUACCUCCUCCAAGGCAAUACAUCCUUGUCCCUAUUAACCAAACUCAUGGAACACCCAGAAGAUUUAGCCCUCCACCUGCUCCACCUCGAUCCACAUCCAUUCGUAAAUCUCCCCCACCACCACCCCCACCACGAUCUGUUGUUCACACUCCAGCGGGAAAGAAUGAGUGGCUUGAUUUUCCUCCACUUCCUCCCCCUCCAACUUCAUGCAUCAACACCCCAAUUACUCCUCCACUAAAGCUGACUCCUGUGCCAGAAGAGUCUUCGUCUCCAACUACACCUCUUCCUUCAACACGACCAUCACCUAGGAACUCUCAGGCAGCAUUCUCUACCAUUAAGAAAUCUCUCUCUAAAAUAAACUCUUCACUUGAAGCACCAGAUCCUCCUAGUUUGAUUGCUUUGACACUCCUGGCACAAGUGGACGAGAAAGGACAAACGGGCUCUUUAACGUGCAACACUCGCUCACAGUCUGUUUCAUCUGUAACAGGAAGCACAUCUUUUAAACUAAAUGUUACAUAUAAAGAUGAUCCUCCAGCUGUUCCACCACCUCCGGUAGAGGAUUAUGAAGAACCAUCACCACCUCCACCUCCUCCUCCUCCUCCUCCUCUGGAAGAAUCUGAGGUUGAACCUGUGCUUCCACUUCCUCUUCCACCUGAUGAUUUACCACCAUCGCCAUCUAGAUUACAGUCUGCAUCUUCGCAACUUCCUCCUCCUCCUCCUCCUCCAAAUAUUAUUUUCUCUAAUCAAGAAGAUUCAAUAAGACGUUCUGUACCAUUUCCUGCUCAAGAUGCUUUAUCCUCUAAUUCUUGCAGUAUUCCUCCUUCAGAGUCUGAAACUACGCCUUCAAUGUUUAUGCCAACGUCAACACCACAGCCCGCAGCAAAAGUGCCAGCAGCCCAUUCACAAUUCAUGCCUGACCUUAGCUCUUCGGCAACUUCUUCAUCAGCACUUUCUCCACAUUCACCCACAUCUCUCAAUAAAAAUAUUUCAGCAUCUCCAGUACCAUCCACAUCUCUCACUUCGUCUGCCCCCUUGCCUCCAAGACCACCUUCUCCUAAACCUGGAGCAUCUGGGGUAACGAAAUCACCUCUAAUAACAACUUCGCCUUAUGGCAAAAUAGUCAUUAUUCGUUCUGAUCUGCCAUUGCCACCA